AGUGCUGUUCAGUACUUUUUUUAUUUACCUCAACAGUAAAAUGAAAAGUAAACAUAAUAAUCGUUUUGUGAUAUACUUGAUUCUGCUGACUGUAAAAGUUUCAGAAAGUAUUGUACCUGAUCCUUGUCCUGGGACAGAUAUACUACCAAGAACUAGAGUGGUUAAAAUGUGUGAAACAGGAUCUGCAGUUGAAAAUAUAGAUGACGGCAAUACAAAUGUCGACAGCGUUGUACUUUCGUUAAUGGAAAACAAGAAUCAUUGUUCCUGCUACGUUAGUGUAGAGAAUAUGAAUUCCAAUACUAUAAUAUAUGUCAAACCUUAUAAUGAUUUAACUGCUUCUGCACCAAAGGAGCAACUUUGUGGAAUGAUAAUCGAUUUAUUUCGUAUUUAUCCAAACCAAAAUACUCAACGUGUUAAGGAGAUUCCUAUUGGAUGUAACAGUGGACACAAUUUACGUUCGCUUACUUUAACUAGCGAUAAUAAAAGACUUGAAUUUGUAUCCAAAGUGGCUGAUGGUAAUUUUACCAGAGGAUACUGCAUACAUAUUUCUAGAGCACACAAUUAUGGAGGUCAGGAUGAUGACAAAGAAUUGAAAUUGAUUUGCAGUAAUCAAGAUCAGUCAAUAACAACUACAUUACAGCCAACUACAUCUAACUUUAAUGGAUCGCUGAAUAAAAAGACUGAUUCGAUAGAUAAAAAUACAAUGUAUAUAUCCAUUGGAGCAGUCGCUGGGAUUAUUGUCUUCAUUUUAGUACUGGUGAUGGUGAUACUACUGUGUAAAAGGAGGAAGCGUCUGUAUUCAAGUAAAGAGGAAUCAAAAGCAAAAUGCUCAGCCACCACAAAACAGACUGUCGUUGAUGAAGAAGAAUACGACGGAUUGAAGUACAACAUGCUCUACGUAUCGUCCGAAAAAGAUAACCAUUUCGAUGCCAACUACUCUACCGUAGACGGAGAUUUAUCCAGGCAUAAACGUAUUAAAAAGGAAGAGGGUUGUAGGACAGUUGAGGACCAAGAACAUAUUCAUAAUUCAAAAUUAGAUAUACUGUUUGUUACGAAAAAUGCUCAACAAACAAACGGAGAUAAGAAGGUUAAUAUUGCUGCUUUAUCAGAAAACGGAUGUGUGUAUGCAGUUGUUGACAAAAGUAAUACAACAAAGAGCUACAUGAACAAUGUGGAAAUAAAAGUCUCAAGUCAAACUUAUGCUAUUGUUAAUGAAACCAGAAAAGACAACCCGAAGUAGAGGAGAUAUAGGGAGUAGUAUUGUGUUCACGUAUUUUACGUCAAAGUACCUUAGAACUAUAUAUCUUCCGAACAAGUACAAAUCAAUCUUUAUGAUAAGCCGAAAGUUACAUUUUGUACACCAGGAGGAGCAAAGUGUCAAAGUCAAUUAUACAGAAACCAUUAAUUCUUUUAAUUCAAUGAACAGUAAAAUUUCUGAUGACACCUCUAGUGAUGUUUUUCUUUGGAAGUAGAGGACUAUGAUGUUAUGUUUUCUAUCAUAUAUUUAAAAAAAAAUGUUUUUACCAUCAAAUAAGUUCUUGUUAUGUCAUGUAAUUUGAUUUUUGAUUUUUGUGUUUUAACGCCACUUUUAAGUAUCGCUUUUAACCUAUUUCGUGGCGGCCGGUUUUUAUUGAUGUAGGAAGCCGGAGUGCCCGGAGAAAACCACCGACCUUCGAUAGGAUGUU
Messenger RNA from Mytilus californianus (California mussel), 1685 nucleotides. RefSeq lists its product as uncharacterized. The transcript is spliced from 6 exons. Lineage: Eukaryota; Metazoa; Mollusca; Bivalvia; Mytilida; Mytilidae. The record is from RefSeq and is a predicted model, not a curated record. The coding region runs from base 41 to 1240 and encodes 399 amino acids.